UUCUUUGGCCUGCUCUUCGUUUGAGAGUCAUCUACUCAGUUUGAUUUCCCAAUUUGCAGGAAGAAGACCGACGCUGGGAUCAAAAAUACUAUAAUAUAAGAUAUUAAUAUUAUAUCAUAAAAAUCAUAUAUAAAAUCGUACAGAAUAGAUGCUCCAAACAAAGCUUCUAAUAUUUGAAAUUAUAAUAUAUUGUAGACUUAAACAUGUUCAACUUUAAGUUUGAGUACUCCUUCAUGUUCGAAUCCUCCGGAUGUGAGGGUAAAUUCCUAGGGAUGCCCUACGACGGGGAGUUCGAGGCAAUGUGGCAGCAGAUCGGCGAUGAACUCCGUUCCAGACAUAAUCGGUUCUUGGGCAUGCCGUUCGAUAGUGGAUUUGAACGGAUGUGGCGGCAGGUCAGAGAGGAACUGAAACGGGAUCGGGAAGAUAACAAACUCGCACUCUGUUUCCAGCGGAAUUUGAGAAUCUACGUAAAGGAGGAAGGGGAUGUCGGCCAACUUGAGUCUUUUUUUGAACGCAGAUAAAAUAUAUUCAAUUUUAUUGAAAGGCAUGUUAUUGUUUAAAGUACGUAUGCAUGUAUGUAGUAUGUCUAUUAAGUAUGCAUUGUAAAGAUUACGAUCGGUUUGGUUAAAAUAAUUUAUUGUUUUCGGAAUUGGUUUCAAUGUCGAAUAGGUCAAGCGGUUACUUGCCUUCGAUUGGAAAAAAGA
Drosophila mauritiana is the source of this 704-nucleotide messenger RNA. RefSeq lists its product as uncharacterized. Bases 204 to 521 code for a protein of 105 amino acids. The transcript has a single exon. The record is from RefSeq and is a predicted model, not a curated record. Lineage: Eukaryota; Metazoa; Arthropoda; Insecta; Diptera; Drosophilidae.